Molecule: messenger RNA, 1517 nt
Organism: Megalops cyprinoides (Indo-Pacific tarpon)
Lineage: Eukaryota; Metazoa; Chordata; Actinopteri; Elopiformes; Megalopidae
Gene: pcyt2
Product: phosphate cytidylyltransferase 2, ethanolamine
Exons: 13
Coding region: 183-1385 (400 amino acids)
Biological process (GO): phosphatidylethanolamine biosynthetic process
Cellular component (GO): cytoplasm
Molecular function (GO): ethanolamine-phosphate cytidylyltransferase activity
Source: RefSeq, a predicted model, not a curated record
UCAGUUUCUUGCGGAAUCCGGCAACCGGCGCAGGGGACAUCGCUAGACACAUCUGUCACGGCAUUUUAACAGCUUAUUCCCAAGGCCAGUCGCGUAUUUUAUAUCAUAUUGUUUUUAAUUGAUAUUUUAGCUUUAGAUCGUUCACAUUUAGGUACAACGAGUCCGUUGUUAAACGUCUGAAAAUGAUCAAGAACGGUCAUCACGCAUCAAGCGAAGCGGGGCGAGAAGACGGAGCUGCGGCGAGCACCGCAGCCUGCAGUCCGGAGAAGAGGAAGCGCAUCGUACGGGUGUGGUGUGAUGGAUGCUAUGACAUGGUCCACUACGGCCACUCCAACCAGCUGCGCCAGGCCAAGGCCAUGGGCGAUUACCUCAUCGUUGGAGUCCAUACGGACGGUGAGAUCUCGAAGCACAAGGGCCCCCCAGUCUUCACUCAGGCUGAAAGGUAUAAGAUGGUGCGUGCCAUAAAGUGGGUGGAUGAGAUAGUGGAGGGGGCGCCUUACGUCACCACGCUGGAGACCCUGGACAAGUACAACUGUGACUUCUGCGUGCACGGAGAUGACAUCACGCUAACCGUGGAUGGGAAGGAUACCUACGAGGAAGUGAAGAAGUCUGGCAGAUACAGGGAGUGCAAGAGAACCCAGGGCGUGUCCACCACAGACCUUGUAGGCCGUAUGCUGCUGAUGACCAAAGCACACCACAGCAACAUUGACAAUUCGGACUAUCAACAGCAUACAGACAACUUUGGAAAGGGUCCCAAAGGCCACAGUCCCUGGACAGGGGUGUCCCAGUUCCUCCAGACGUCGCAGAAGAUCAUCCAGUUUGCCUCUGGAAAGGAGCCGCAGCCCGGAGACACCAUCAUCUAUGUGGCGGGAGCCUUUGACCUGUUCCAUAUCGGCCACGUGGAUUUCUUAGAGACUGUGUACAAGCAGUCCGACAAGCCCUACGUCAUUGUGGGGCUACACUUCGAUCAGGAGGUGAACCGCUAUAAAGGGAAGAACUAUCCCAUCAUGAACGUCCAUGAGAGAACACUGAGUGUGCUAGCCUGCAGGUACGUGUCGGAGGUGGUGAUCGGGGCUCCCUAUGCUGUCGGAGGAGACCUGCUGGAUCAUUUCAAGGUGGACCUGGUGUGUCAUGGGAAGACAGAGGUGUUCCCAGAUAAGGAUGGCUCGGACCCUUACGCUGAGCCCAGGAAGAGGGGGAUUUUCCGCACGGUGGACAGUGGAAACGGCCUCACCACCGACGACAUCGUGCAGAGAAUAAUCAAGAACAGGCUGCAGUUUGAGGCCAGGAACCAGAAGAAGGAGGCCAAGGAGAUGGCGGUGAUCCAGGCCAUGAAGCGCCGCGAGGAGGAGAAGACGCAGGACAGAGCCCAGACAGCCCUGUAGGAGGGCCCUGGAGAGCCCAGCGAACCGGACCGACACGCCCACACCACCCCAGCACUGUCCCACAGCCAGGACCACAGAGGGGGAGAGAGGGAGAGGGAGAGGGAGAGGGAGAGGGAGAGAGAGAGAGAGAGG